This is a messenger RNA of Candidula unifasciata, 1488 nucleotides long. NCBI's taxonomy places the organism in Eukaryota, Metazoa, Mollusca, Gastropoda, Stylommatophora, Geomitridae. The record is from the annotation of a GenBank genome assembly.
AUGGACAAGCUCAUUGUUGAUAACAAAGGUCAUGUGAUCAUUUCCAACGAUGGAGCAACAAUAUUAAAGACCCUGGAUGUGGUGCAUCCUGCUGCCAGGACUCUGGUAGACAUUGCCAAGUCCCAGGAUUCUGAGGUAGGGGAUGGAACAACAUCUGUGACUUUGAUUACCGGAGAGCUGCUCAGACAGUUCAAACCAUUCAUUGAGGAGGGGGUACAUCCACAGAUUAUUGUGAGAGCUGCACGUAAGGCCCAUGCUUUGGCUUUAAAGAAGAUAGAUGACAUAGCAGUUCGCAUUAAAAAAGAUGAUCCCAAAGAGUUUCGGGAGUUACUGGAGAAAUGUGCUGCUACAGCGCUCAGUUCCAAGUUGGUAGCCGGGCACAAGGAAUAUUUUGCCAAGAUGGUGGUUGAUGCUGUGCAAAUGUUGGAUGAUUUACUUCCACUCAAUAUGAUCGGCAUCAAGAAAGUCCAGGGAGGUAGUUUGGAGGAUUCCUUGCUAGUGGCAGGUGUGGCAUUUAAGAAGACUUUCAGUUACGCUGGAUUUGAAAUGCAACCAAAAAAAUACAGCAACCCUAAGAUAGCUCUGCUGAAUGUGGAACUGGAGCUGAAGAGUGAGAAAGAGAAUGCAGAAGUCCGUGUAGAUACUGUACAGGAAUAUCAGAACAUUGUGGAUGCUGAGUGGAAGAUUCUGUACGACAAACUGGACAGCAUUCACCAGUCAGGAGCCAAAGUUGUCCUCUCCAAGCUGCCAAUUGGAGAUGUGGCUACUCAGUAUUUUGCAGACAGGGACAUGUUCUGUGCUGGCAGGGUCCCUGAGGAAGAUCUCAAGAGAACCAUGAAAGCCUGUGGUGGGUCCAUCCAGACAUCAGUCCAGAACCUUUCUAGUGAUGUCCUGGGAUCUUGUGAAAGCUUUGAAGAAAAUCAGGUCGGAGGUGAAAGGUACAACUUUUUCAAGGGCUGCCCACAGGCCAAGACUUGUACAAUCAUCAUUCGAGGAGGAGCUGAGCAGUUCAUGGAGGAGACUCAUAGAUCACUCCAUGACGCCAUUAUGAUUGUCCGCAGAGCUAAGAAAAACGAUUCUGUGGUUGCAGGUGGUGGUGCUAUAGAGAUGGAGUUGUCCAGUUAUCUCAGAGAACAGUCGAGGACAAUCCAGGGUAAAGAGCAGCUUCUCAUUGCAGCAUAUGCUAAAGCUCUGGAAGUGAUCCCCAGACAGCUGUGUGACAAUGCUGGCUUUGAUGCCACCAACAUUCUCAAUAAACUCCGACAGAAGCAUGCUACAGGUUCCAGAUGGGCAGGUGUCAAUAUUCUCCAGGAGGAUGUCUCUGACAACUUUGAAGCCUUUGUGUGGGAACCUGCCGUGGUAAAGAUCAACGCCCUGACUGCUGCCACAGAGGCCACCUGCCUGAUUCUGUCUGUGGACGAGACCAUCAGAAACCCCCGCUCAGGCCAGGGAGAGCCAGCAGGCAGGGGCCGCGGCCGACCCAUGUAG